AAUUAAACAAAACCAUAACCAUCAGGUCCAUCACCGAAUAAACCAACCAAACUUCAAAAAGAGAAAAAACAAGAAAAAGAUUUAAGAAAGAGCGAAAUCUUAAACCCUGAAGACUGACCGACGCCGGAAAACCAGUAUCAAACAGCCCGUGAGUCAAAACAAUGGAAUCGAAGCUCCCAUCUUCAAAAUUUGUUGAUCAAUUAGUUGUACCAGGAGAUGUGAUAUUGGACCUAUCAAAUUUGUCAACUCAAACUAUUAAGCUCGGCGGUGGCUUACGUCAGGAUGGUGAUUCGAUAUCGGUAAUGAAGGCUGGAAAGCUGAGAUUCACGAAACCGAAUAAAUAUUGGGUUGAGACCUCCCAAAAGAGGUACGUGCCUAGUGUUGGGGAUAAUGUUCUUGGCGUGGUGAUGGAUACUAAACCAGAGAACUUCAUAGUGGACAUUAAAGGACCUGCGUUGGCAUUUCUACCUGUUUUAUCGUUUGAAGGAGGAACUAGGAGGAACAUACCCAAGUUUGAGGCAGGCACGUUGUUGUAUCUUCGUGUGGUUAGUGCUAAUAUAGGCAUGAACCCUGAGUUGUCAUGCAUGGAUGCUAAUGGCAAAGCUGCAGAAUAUGGCAUACUAAAAGAGGGUUAUAUGUUUGAAUCAUCAACUGGCCUCUCAAGAAUGCUACUGAGUUCUCCACCCCAUCUAGUUCUUGAAGGCCUUGGGAAGAAACUCUCAUUUGAGAUAGCUGUUGGCAUCAACGGUCGUUUUUGGGUGAAUGCAUCACAAGCAUCAACGGUGAUUCUUGUUGGAAAUGCCAUACAGAAAUCAGAAUCUCUCAGCCUGGUGCAACAAAAAAUUUAUUUAGAGAAAGUGCUCAAGAGCAUUCAAUGAUCAAGUAACUAUCGAAUUAUGUCCUCAUAUUCUAUCAUGUUGUGAACAAUUUAGCUGUAGAUCAAAUGCAAUUAUUUAUCUAUUUGUGUUCUUUUCGUA
Erigeron canadensis is the source of this 977-nucleotide messenger RNA. RefSeq names its product putative exosome complex component rrp40. The transcript is spliced from 9 exons. The record is from RefSeq and is a predicted model, not a curated record. Gene Ontology annotation, molecular function: RNA binding. Bases 162 to 878 code for a protein of 238 amino acids. Gene Ontology annotation, biological process: poly(A)-dependent snoRNA 3'-end processing; TRAMP-dependent tRNA surveillance pathway; nuclear polyadenylation-dependent rRNA catabolic process. Gene Ontology annotation, cellular component: cytoplasmic exosome (RNase complex); nuclear exosome (RNase complex). Lineage: Eukaryota; Viridiplantae; Streptophyta; Magnoliopsida; Asterales; Asteraceae.